Ascochyta rabiei is the source of this 633-nucleotide messenger RNA. Its product is annotated as Ras- protein rsr1. Gene Ontology annotation, biological process: signal transduction. NCBI's taxonomy places the organism in Eukaryota, Fungi, Ascomycota, Dothideomycetes, Pleosporales, Didymellaceae. The coding region runs from base 1 to 633 and encodes 210 amino acids. The transcript has 6 exons. The record is from RefSeq and is a predicted model, not a curated record. Gene Ontology annotation, molecular function: GTP binding; GDP binding; GTPase activity. Gene Ontology annotation, cellular component: plasma membrane.
AUGUCGCAGAGAGAAUACCACAUAGUCGUUCUGGGAUCGGGUGGAGUCGGAAAAAGUUGUCUGACAGCGCAAUUCGUUCAGAAUGUUUGGAUAGAAAGUUAUGAUCCCACUAUCGAGGACUCGUACCGAAAGCAGAUCGAGGUGGAUGGUCGCCAUGUCAUUCUGGAGAUUCUCGAUACCGCAGGAACAGAACAAUUCACUGCCAUGAGAGAAUUGUAUAUGAAAACCGGACAAGGCUUCCUUCUGGUCUUUGCUAUAACUUCUGCAUCAUCGUUUCAUGAACUUGCUGAGUUGAGAGAGCAAAUACGACGAAUCAAAGAAGACGACAAUGUUCCCAUGGUACUCGUUGGCAACAAAUCGGAUCUCGAAGAGGACAGAGCAAUUCCACGGCCGAAAGCGUUCGCGACAUCGCGGGAGUGGAACACGCCGUAUUUCGAGACCAGUGCGCGAAGAAGGGCGAACGUGGACGAAGCUUUCGUUGAUCUGUGCCGGCAGAUUAUUCGCAAGGAUGCAAAUGAACGGAGGCAUCCUCAGGCCAUAGACCCAAGGACUGGCGGAGGUCCCAGGCGAGGGGGUGGAAGAAGGGACAGGGAGCGGCGACCACGACAUCGGCCGAAAUGUGCAAUUCUUUGA